AUGGAGUCUCUCCGUGUUCUUCUCAUUGGCAAUGGAGGUAGGGAACAUGCGCUGGCUUGGAAACUAAGCCAGUCGCCCCGCGUCGAGUCCAUCAUAGCCGUCCCAGGCAACGGCGGCACCGCCUUGAUCCCCAAGGUUGUCAACAACACCAGCGUGUCCGCCGAGGACUUUGACGGUCUCGUCGCCCUUGCGCGCGCCUCCAACGUCAACCUUGCCGUCCCCGGUCCCGAGGCCCCCCUUGUCGAUGGCGUCGAGACGUACUUUCGCCGUGCCGGCAUCGCCUGCUUCGGCCCUUCGCAAGAGGCUGCGCGCAUGGAGGGCAGCAAGACCUUCUCCAAGGACUUUAUGAAGAGACACAACAUCCCCACUGCCGCCUACGAAAACUUUUCCGACUUCACUGCCGCCUCGGAAUAUCUGAACCGCGUAGGCCACAAUGUUGUCAUCAAGGCAACGGGCCUCGCCGCCGGCAAGGGUGUCAUCAUACCAGAGUCGCUUGAGGAGGCGCAAGCUGCGCUGAAGCAAAUCAUGCUGGACAGGGCUUUUGGCGACGCCGGCAACGAGGUUGUCAUUGAGGAGUUCCUGACUGGCGACGAGCUCAGCAUCCUCAGCUUUUGCGAUGGCUACACCAUCAAGUCGCUACCCCCUGCACAGGAUCACAAGCGUAUCUUCGACGGCGAUCUCGGCCCCAACACUGGAGGCAUGGGCUGCUACGCCCCGACAAACAUUGCCACACCAGAACUCAUUGCCCGUAUUGAGCGCGAGGUUUUGCAGCCCACCAUCGACGGCAUGCGCAAGGAGCGCUGCCCCUUCAAGGGUCUUCUUUUCACUGGUCUCAUGAUCACCCCCAACGGCCCCAAAGUACUUGAGUACAACGUUCGCUUCGGUGACCCAGAGACGCAGACCCUCCUGCCUUUGCUGUCAGCUGAUACCGAUCUUGCUGAGGUUAUGGUAGCCUGUGCCGAGGGUUGGUUGGAUCAGGUCACUGUCAAGGUGGAACCCAAGUUCAGCGCCACGGUCGUUGUUGCAGCCGGCGGUUACCCCAACAGCUAUGCCAAGGGCACUCCCAUGACUGUCGGCCAGCCCCCCGCCGGCGUCACCAUCUUUCACGCCGGUACAAAACUGUCAGCAGAGGGUCAGCUCCAGACUUCUGGUGGCCGUGUUAUUGCCGCCAACGCCACUGCCGACACCCUUGAGGCAGCCGUGCAGAAAGCUUACAGCGAUGGAAUCAGCCUCAUCUCCUUUGAUGGCAUGUUUUACCGCAAGGACAUAGCACACCGCGCCUUCAGGCAGAAGGACCAGAAGCCUGCCGCCCAAGAAUCGCUAUCUUAUGCACAGGCCGGUGUUAGCAUCGACGCCGGAAACGAGCUGGUCGAGCGCAUCAAGAAGGCUGUGGCAUCGACCGCCCGUCCGGGAGCCGAUGCCGAGAUUGGAGGUUUUGGUGGCGAGGUGGACCUUUCGCGGGCUGGAUACCCGAAUGCGCCCGUCCUGGUUGGUGCUAUCGACGGCGUCGGCACGAAGCUGAAGAUUGCACAGAUCGCAGAGCGCCACGACACCGUCGGCAUUGACCUCGUGGCCAUGAACGUAAAUGAUCUUGUCGUCCAGGGCGCCGAGCCUGUCAUGUUCCUUGACUACUACGGCUGCAGCGCACUUGACGUUGGAAUGGCCGCAUCCUUCGUGGAAGGUGUUGCCGAGGGCUGCCGACGUGCUGGAUGUGCCCUUGUGGGCGGCGAGACGGCCGAGAUGCCGGGCAUGUACCAGGAUGGCGACUACGAUGUUGCUGGUGCUGCCAUUGGUGUCAUGCAAGCCGCAGCCAGGCUCCCACGCAAGGACGACAUGGCUGAGGGUGACGUUGUGCUCGGUCUUGCUUCGGACGGCGUCCACUCCAACGGCUACUCCCUGGUGCGCCGCAUUGUCGACAAAUCCGGCGUCUCAUACUCUGACGCGUGCCCCUGGGAGCAGGGCUCCUCCAGGACAGUCGCAGAGAGCCUCCUGACGCCCACCCGCAUCUACGUCAAGUCUCUGCUCGCAGCACUGAACGCCUGCCAAGGCGCCGUCAAGGGCCUGGCGCACAUAACCGGUGGCGGACUGACCGAGAACGUUCCUCGCAUGCUCCCCAAGCACCUCACGGCGGAGAUUGACGUCACAUCGUUCACCGUUCCUCCCGUCUUUUCUUGGCUGAGGAAGGCUGGCAACGUGGUGCCGGCCGAGAUGGCGCGCACAUUCAACAACGGCAUCGGCAUGGCUAUCGUCGUAGCUGCGUCCAACGUCGACGACGUUGAAAAGACCCUGCAAGCUCAGGGCGAGACCGUGUUCCGUAUCGGACGUCUUGUGUCCCGGGCUUCUGAGGAGGAGGGCUGCAGGCUGUUGAACUUGGAGGCCUGGACUGCUUGA
Messenger RNA from Pyricularia grisea, 2391 nucleotides. RefSeq lists its product as uncharacterized. The transcript has a single exon. Bases 1 to 2391 code for a protein of 796 amino acids. Gene Ontology annotation, cellular component: cytosol. Gene Ontology annotation, biological process: 'de novo' IMP biosynthetic process; adenine biosynthetic process. The record is from RefSeq and is a predicted model, not a curated record. NCBI's taxonomy places the organism in Eukaryota, Fungi, Ascomycota, Sordariomycetes, Magnaporthales, Pyriculariaceae. Gene Ontology annotation, molecular function: metal ion binding; phosphoribosylamine-glycine ligase activity; phosphoribosylformylglycinamidine cyclo-ligase activity.